Molecule: messenger RNA, 1096 nt
Organism: Dicrocoelium dendriticum
Lineage: Eukaryota; Metazoa; Platyhelminthes; Trematoda; Plagiorchiida; Dicrocoeliidae
Source: the annotation of a GenBank genome assembly
GAAGAAUAUCUCGAAUCUUGGGCUGAAAACCAACAAUGAUAGUAGAUUUUAUGCGAUCUCUAGGAAGUUCGACAAAUCCUUCUCCAAUGAAGGAGAUACGUUAGUUGUUCAGUUUUCCGUCAAGUUUGAGCAGCAAAUGUCUUGCGGGGGCUCAUACCUAAAGCUGCUCAACUCCAAAGUUGAUCCCAACCAAUUUUAUGGAGACAGUCCAUACCUCUUCAUGUUCGGCCCUGAUAUAUGUGGAUACUCCACGAAGAAAGUUCAUGCGAUUUUCAAUUAUAAGGGUCGAAAUCAUUUGAUUAAAAAAGAAGUCCGUUGCAAAGACGACCUUCUGUCCCAUCUUUACACGUUUAUCUUGACCCCUGACAAUAAGUACAGCAUCUUGAUUGACAAUGAGAAGGUGGAAGAAGGAAGCUUAGAAGACGAUUGGGACAUGUUACCGCCUAGAAAAAUAGAUGACCCGAAUGCCAAAAAGCCAGAAGAUUGGGUCGAUACGGAGCAAAUAGAUGAUCCGGAAGAUAAAAAACCCGAAGACUGGGAUCAACCAGAGCAGAUACCUGACACCAGCGCCACUCAACCCGAAGAUUGGGAUACCGAACUUGAUGGUGAAUGGUCCCCACCAAUGAUCGCGAAUCCGGAUUACAAAGGCGAAUGGAAACCAAGAAAGAUUGAUAAUCCUUUGUAUAAGGGACCUUGGAUUGCUCCUCAAAUUGAUAACCCGUCAUUCCAGCCAGACGAUAAGCUGUACGUCAUGGAAGAUAUAUCUCAACUAGGUUUGGAUUUGUGGCAAGUUUCUUCAGGAUCGAUAUUUGACGACUUCCUGUUAACUAAUGAUCCAGAGUUCGCACGUUCCGAAGGUGAACGUCUUUGGCGGCCACGCUUCAAUGUGGACUCGGAGUAUGAAAAACAUAAAGAGUCAGAAGACUUAAAGGAAGCUGAGGAUAAAUCCGAUGACACCGAUGAUGAAGACAAAUUGGAGUCUACAGAAGAUUUGGAGAAACCUGAUUCCUCUGGUGCAGAUAAAGCUGAUGAACAUAUCGCAGAACCGCCCGAAGAUGUGAACAAAGUCGAGUCCGAUACGCACGAAGAACUGUAA